Molecule: messenger RNA, 1379 nt
Organism: Populus euphratica (Euphrates poplar)
Lineage: Eukaryota; Viridiplantae; Streptophyta; Magnoliopsida; Malpighiales; Salicaceae
Product: putative 4-hydroxy-4-methyl-2-oxoglutarate aldolase 3
Exons: 2
Coding region: 570-1070 (166 amino acids)
Biological process (GO): regulation of RNA metabolic process
Molecular function (GO): ribonuclease inhibitor activity
Source: RefSeq, a predicted model, not a curated record
AAGAAAGAGAGAGUGGCACGCUGACCAAGACAAAUACUAGAUUCUUGGGUUGCUUGCUUCUCGUCAUUAGUUUUCGAUGAAACUUCUUAAGUGUCCCUUUGUCUUUCUUUGGACCCAACUACUACUCACAAGACAAGAUGAUUAGCAUACUAAUUAAGUUUAAUUAGCAGACUCUCUCUCUCUAAUUAGAUAGUGGUCAAAACAACACCCCCGGACAUUGGUGGGUUUCUUUCUGUCUCUUCUAUAUUUUCUAUUAGCGCGUGCGUGGAACAUUGAUGAUUCAUGGAUAACAGGACAUCUCCUCCGUCACACUUUUCUAAGUUGUUGAUGGAUUUGGAUUAGAUAGAUAAAUAGAUGGACAGAGCAACAAAGAAAGGCACAGACCCAACCAGGAAAAAUACAUUACAGGGAAAGAACGAGAGAGAGAGAAAGAAAGACAGUCGGUGCGACCCAACACCCUCUGAACCAGUUAGUGCGAGGAGCUGCUGCUGCUCACAACUCUCUCCUUCUCAACUCAACAGCUGCUUUCUUGACUUUAAAGUAAGGGGAAUUCAGUAAUCUAGCUAUAUAUGGCUUUCAUCACAACUGCUGAAGCCUGUGACUCCAACGUACCACUCUUGGCAUCUGGUGACUUGCGAGUUCUGGCCCCCGUUUUCAAGAUAUAUGGCCAGAGCCGGGCAUUCUCGGGUCCCAUUGCCACUCUUAAGGUGUUCGAGGACAACGUGUUGGUCAGGGAGCUUCUUGAAACCGAAGGUGAAGGAAGGGUUCUUGUUGUUGAUGGAGGGGGGAGCAUGAGGUGUGCUUUGGUCGGAGGGAACCUGGGGCAGUUGGCUCAGACUAUGGGGUGGGCUGGGAUUCUAGUCAAUGGCUGCAUAAGAGAUGUAGAUGAGAUCAAUGGGUGUGAUAUAGGGGUCAGGGCCUUGGGAUCCCAUCCUACGAAAUCCUCCAAAAAGGGCGUUGGUGAGAAGCAUGUGGCGGUUCACAUUGGAGGGACCUUGAUUUGCGACGGGGAAUGGCUGUAUGCUGACAGUGAUGGCAUUCUCAUAUCAAAAUGCGAACUCUCUCUUUGAGCUACCACUUUGUUCAUCCUUUCCAACACCAUGCAAUGUUAGUUGAGCUUUUUAGAGGGAUGGAUUCUCAGUCACUUUGGGAAAAUGUUUCUUCUCCGUUAUAUGUAGCAUUGUUUUCAUUAAAUAAACUUAAUUUAGGAAUCAAUUUCCCGCUGCACAAGAACAAUUCUUUGUAUUUGUAUCUUACAAAGCAAUUUUAUUUUCUUUUUAGUAACAUGUCAAGUGCGGUAGCUCCAUAAAUAAGCACGGUGUUUUUUCGGCUGGGAAGCAGGAGCAUGCAUAUAGAUGGCUUGAGAUAUAAUUCAACUU